UUUUUUUUAAGGUUGCUGGGAGACCACUGCCAACAAAUCCGAACUGAAAGAUGUCGACUAGUUUCUCUGCAAACCAGUAUGAAAAUGCCUUCAAUUCGCAAAAACUACAGAACUGGACCGUCCCAAAACAUUUUAAAGAGAGACCAUCGGCUGCAGAGGGGUACACUACAUUUAUAGCCACAGACCGUGGCCACCUUCUACCUGGUGUGAGAACAAAGCAUGGAAGUGCAUGGCCGUCAUUCCAGGGCACAUGGGAUUUACCACGACGCAUCCCUCCUGUUCAUAUAAACCCCACUGCCCGCUCACAGGGGGGCCAGGAUCGCCUCAGGACCUGGGGAUGGACAAAAUCAGCUACAAUCCAGGCUCAUGAGGCCCCCGCUGGCAGCCAGGCAUCAAACAGAACCUUUCAAAAUGUGGAAAACAUAUAUGAGGACCAACCUGCUGAGGAAUCAAAAAUGUAUGCGAGUAACCCAGACCAAAAUGAAUCCGAGGUGGUCACAGAAAAGCCCAAUUUUCAGCAUAACCAAGCCGAGUCUAGAACAACAAGCUCAACUGGUCAACAAGCCCAGUUAAAACCAGUAAACCUAGCUCAGUCCAACCAGCCACUCAGCACAGCCAAGCUGAGUUAAGACCACCAACCAGGAACAGCAGACCAGCAUCUCCGCAAGCACCUGUCAACCAAUAAUCAGAUCCACAGCAAUGAAAAGUCAUUAAAAUUAUUCCAUGAUUUAGCAUUACAUAUUGCUUUGAUAAUGUUUUCAAAAACAGUUUUACUUUACAGAAAUUUCUGUUUUAUAAUGUGUUCAGCUUUCCCAUUCUCUGUUUGUGCAUAACAAAAACAAUGUGUGUGCACUGGAACACAUUAACUGAAUUGAUUCAAUGAAGCUUAAAGCUGAUUAGUUUCACUAAAUGGCUUUUGUAAUGGAAUCAACUUAGAUUAAAUGCUGCCUGAAUGCAGGGUCAAGUAUCACACAAAAUUAUACAAUUCAUUUUCAAAAUCCGCUGUUAUCUGUAUAACAUUAAUAUCCUUAAAAUGAUUGUGACAUCAGAGAUUUUCAAUAGUUUUGUCUUUAUUUGCUCAAUAAAUGCACUGACACACCUGCAGUCCCACUAAAACACAGCUUCAGCUUGAUUCACUAGUCAUCGGUUCAUAUUUUUGGUGCUUGGAAGCAAAUUAGUCAUUUUAAACACCAGCAGACACUAAGUUUGGAACUGGAGGCUCCAAAACCACUCUCUGUUGAUAAACUUACAAUCAAAAAUGUACAUGGUCAGGUCACAAUGUUGUCUGUCUACAAUAUGAUUAUUCACAUGAUAACUGAAAAAUUGUACUUGCAUCCUAUCUCUGGCAUGCUUCAACCUUUGAGUCAAUUAGGGGUGACCUUUGGAAACAUCUUUUUUUUUUAUACAGUAAAAAAAACAAACAGUCAUCAAUCAUGGUCCAAAUAAUACACAUUCAAAGCAAUAUAUUGCAAUAUAAACAUAAAAAGAUAAACAUAACUUAUUUUUUUAUUUUUUUUGUUUUACCCAGCGAAUAACUAAAUAGCAAAUGUUGGGUCCACUAGCCAAAGACCUCUACCAAAUACCUGAUAUAAAACCAUGUACUUUAUUAAAUAUAUACUGUAUGAGUCUUGCAAAUGUGUCAAGAGGAGAGAGAAUUCUCUGCCACAUGCAAGCAUAUUUUGGAUAGUCUUAAAUGAAAUUUUAUUUUAAACAUAAUAAUGGUAAAUAAAAUGUUCAUCACAUUGUUAUACCUAUUUUAGUUUUAUCCCAAGGGCAUAAAGAUAAAGUGAGGCUCACUGAACAAACCUUUCCUACAUUGUCCAAACAGUGUAUUUAAAGUGACAUUAAAAAAGUUAGAGGACCUGCUUUUGUGAAAAUUUUAUUUCCAAAGAAAUCUUUUCACAUACAAAUUUGCCAAGGUAGGGUUGUCAUCCAAGUUAUUUUUGACUUCCUAUAUUUGCUCACUAACCAUGACCUGUUUACCCAUUACCUGUUUGAUUCCCAUAAAUUCUUAAAAUAUCUACUAAUUAUUUACACUAAAGUUACACUUUCAACCUUACCCAUCAAAUAUAUUCAAGUUUUUUCCAUCUUAUAUGUGUAUCCCAAUGAUUGUCUACAACCAAAAUUACAUCACACAAUACCUAAAAUAACCAAACCCUUUUACAAUGUAUCCUAAAAGUAUUAUUAGAUGUCUGCAGCUAAAAGAAAUACAAAUAAACCAGUGUUCACUAUAUCAAAGAUUACACUUUCUUAUUUCUAAAUAAGGCCAAAAUUAGACCACAGUGAUACAAGUCUGCUCAAGCACUAGAUCACAAAGCUUUGUGGAUUAGAGAUUAAAAAGAAGAGAAAAAUACAUGUGAAAUAAGCAUUGAACUCUAGUAUUAAUCAUGUAUUAAUUACCAUAGUGAGCAGUAAUCAUUUUUAACUAAGUUAUGGCCAUUGUUGGGUGUAAUAGGUUACAAAGAAAUCAGUUACUGUACUAUAAUUUCUAUUUUAGUCAAAAAGUAGUAUAACCCAUUACAUUUUAAAUUCUUCUAAUCAGAUUACAGUUACUGAUUUUGGAUUAAUUUAAAUGACUAUUAAGGAAAUUACUAGGGUUAAUUCAUGUAAAAAUACACUUAAAUUAAUUAUGUUAAUGUAUUUGUCUACAGGUGAAACUCGAAAAAUUAGAAUAUCGUGCAAAAGUUCAUUA
Molecule: messenger RNA, 2692 nt
Organism: Xyrauchen texanus (razorback sucker)
Lineage: Eukaryota; Metazoa; Chordata; Actinopteri; Cypriniformes; Catostomidae
Product: protein Flattop-like
Exons: 5
Coding region: 51-629 (192 amino acids)
Biological process (GO): cilium organization
Cellular component (GO): ciliary basal body
Source: RefSeq, a predicted model, not a curated record